AUGCACACGCACGGUGUGAUGGCCAGUCCACAGGAGGUCCUGACAUGGUCACCCUCCUCCAACCUCAUCAAUCAGAACUUGAAAGAAGAGCUGGGGACCCCAGGGGAGAAGCUGCCAGUCCGAGACGUGAGCCACAAGCCAUCGUACUCACCGCCUGAGAUCCUGGAUAACCUGCAGGAGAAGAGUCCCCCACAGGCCGACAGCAGUGGCAGCUCCAACUCCAACCACCCCGUCACCAUCACCGUGCUCACCAGUGUCAGUGAGGACUCCCGCGACCAGUUUGAAAACAGUGUGCUGCAACUGAGGGAGCACGAGGAAUCCGGGACCACCCAGACCCCUGAGGAUGGGAAUGGGAAUGAUGGAGGUGGCAAGGACAACAGUGGACCAGAUGAGAUGAAGAUACAUUACAAUCGUUCAGGGUCAGGCUCAGGAUCGGGGCCAGGAGGAUUCCUGGAGGGACUGUUCGGCUGCCUGAGGCCAGUGUGGAAUAUUAUAGGAAAAGCCUACUCCACAGACUAUAAGUUACAACAGCAAGAUUCUUGGGAGGUGCCUUUUGAGGAGAUCUCGGAGCUCCAGUGGCUGGGGAGCGGAGCCCAAGGAGCUGUGUUUCUGGGCAAAUUCCGAGGUGAAGAUGUGGCGAUUAAAAAAGUGCGGGAACAGAAGGAAACGGACAUCAAGCACCUGAGGAAAUUGAGACAUCCCAACAUCAUCGCAUUCAAGGGUGUAUGCACCCAGGCCCCAUGUUACUGUAUUAUUAUGGAGUAUUGCGCCCACGGCCAGUUAUAUGAGGUUCUACGGGCAGGCCGGAAGAUCACACCCCGGCUGUUGGUGGACUGGUCCUCAGGAAUAGCCAGUGGAAUGAACUACCUACAUUUACACAAAAUCAUCCAUAGAGACCUCAAAUCACCCAAUGUGCUGGUUACCCACGAUGACACUGUGAAGAUUUCUGAUUUUGGUACCUCCAAGGAGCUGAGUGACAAGAGCACCAAGAUGUCCUUUGCUGGUACUGUGGCCUGGAUGGCUCCCGAAGUGAUUCGCAAUGAGCCCGUGUCGGAGAAAGUGGACAUUUGGUCAUUCGGGGUAGUGUUGUGGGAGUUACUGACUGGAGAGGUUCCCUACAAGGAUGUGGAUUCCUCUGCUAUCAUCUGGGGUGUGGGCAGUAACAGCCUGCACCUACCUGUCCCCUCCACCUGUCCUGAUGGCUUCAAGAUCCUCAUGAAGCAAACCUGGCAUAGUAAACCUCGCAACCGACCGUCCUUCCGGCAGAUCCUCCUCCACCUGGACAUUGCAUCUGCUGACGUGUUGGGCACCCCUCAGGAGACCUACUUUAAAUCUCAGGCUGAAUGGAGGGAAGAAGUGAAGAAGCACUUUGAAAAGAUAAAGAGUGAAGGAACGUGUAUCCAUCGGUUAGAUGAAGAAUUAAUCAGACGAAGGAGAGAGGAGCUAAGGCACGCCUUGGACAUCAGAGAGCACUACGAGAGGAAGCUGGAACGAGCCAACAAUCUCUACAUGGAACUCAGUGCCAUCAUGUUGCAGUUGGAGAUCAGGGAGAAGGAACUCAUAAAACGUGAACAAGCUGUGGAGAAGAAAUACCCAGGAACAUACAAGCGGCACCUGGUCAGGCCAAUAAUCCGCUCCAAUGCUGUGGAGAAAUUGAUCAAAAAGAAAGCCUCAAGUCACAAACCUGGAACCCAGGGGAAGCGACCUGAUCUCCUGAGGUCAGAUGGCAUUGUGCCGAAUGUGGAGGUUGGAUCAACUCACUCACCUAUUUCUGGUAGCCCGAAGAUGUCCACCCCUCCCGGGAAGGUGAGGUAUCGUAGCAAGCCACGGCACCGGCGCGGCAACAGCAAAGGCAGCCACCAUGAGUUUGCAGGAGUCCUGCGGGCCAUCACGGCCCCAGAGGAGUGUGCCCUCCACCACCAGCAUCGCCUGGGAGAUGCUGCCAGUUGUGUGCAUAACCUGAGGUACUUUGGCCCCGCAGCAGCACUAAGGAGCCCUCACACUGACCACCUGCAGUGCAAGAUGUCUGGUUCCAGCCCCGACCUUAUCUCCACCACACUGGCCGCAAACUGCAGGAGGAGUUCGGAGAAUGGCAGUGUGCCAGACUGUGGGCACAGUGCUGCUGGUCAGGGCAUCAUGUGCCAAGACUGCAAGGAGCUGAAGGGCAACACAAGAAUUGAGAGACUGUCCAACGGACAUGAGGUGGGUCCUGCCAGCCCAAGCCUCCCCCGAUCACCAGCCCACAUUCCUGUGGCUCACUAUGAGAGCCCCAAGCUUCAGGAGAGGAGCAGGCCCAUGGAGGAGAAGCAAAAGGAAAGCUGCAAAGCAGGGUCUUCCCUGAGUACCGCUCAGCACCUCACCCCACCCACACUACCUCGCAAGCUGGGAGCCCUGAGAAAGGAGAAUGGAGAUGACUCCUCCGAGGAAGAGGAGGGAGAAGUGGACAGUGAGGUGGAGUUUCCUCGCAGACAGAGGCCCCACCGUUGUAUGAGCAGCUGUCAGUCCUACUCCACCUUUAGCUCGGAGAAUUUCUCUGUGUCAGAUGGGGAAGAAGGCAACACCAGUGACCAUUCACACAGUGGCACUCCGGAUGGGUUGAGCAACAAUAACGAGGACCGUCUGGAGGAUAAACUAGAUGAUCUGCUAUCACACACUCCGGAAAUUCCCAUUGAGAUAUCCAUGCAGUCAGAUGGGCUGUCUGACAAAGAGUCUGCAGUCCGCAGGGUAAAAACUCAGAUAUCGCUCGGGAAACUGUGUGCAGAGGAGCACUGCUAUGAGAACCCCAUGCACUUUGGAGAAUCAGAAUGCGACUCCUCUGAAGCUGAGUGCUCUGAUGCCACUGUCCGAAGAGGGAAGGCCUGCAGUUCAUCCACCUGGUGAGGGAGGUGGCAGACACCUGGAGAAAA
This is a messenger RNA of Carcharodon carcharias (great white shark), 2906 nucleotides long. Its product is annotated as mitogen-activated protein kinase kinase kinase 13-like. Gene Ontology annotation, biological process: JNK cascade; protein autophosphorylation. The record is from RefSeq and is a predicted model, not a curated record. The transcript has 13 exons. Bases 1 to 2880 code for a protein of 959 amino acids. NCBI's taxonomy places the organism in Eukaryota, Metazoa, Chordata, Chondrichthyes, Lamniformes, Lamnidae. Gene Ontology annotation, molecular function: ATP binding; JUN kinase kinase kinase activity.